Molecule: messenger RNA, 1797 nt
Organism: Globicephala melas (long-finned pilot whale)
Lineage: Eukaryota; Metazoa; Chordata; Mammalia; Artiodactyla; Delphinidae
Gene: EIF2S1
Product: eukaryotic translation initiation factor 2 subunit alpha
Biological process (GO): translational initiation
Cellular component (GO): eukaryotic translation initiation factor 2 complex; eukaryotic 48S preinitiation complex
Molecular function (GO): RNA binding; translation initiation factor activity; ribosome binding
Source: RefSeq, a predicted model, not a curated record
GAGUACACUCGUUCUCUUCCUCCACUUUUCAUUUUUGGUCACAGCGCCGCCUCAUGGUUGACUAAAGCUUUCAGAGAGGAUUUAUUUUUCAGGGACAAGGAAUCAGAGUCCUCCCUCUUACCUGCGCCUUGAAGGUUCCUUAGCGAAAGCUAAAGACAGCGAGAAAACGUACUUUUCAGGUCCUCCUAAGGUCCACAUUCUUCUUUGUUCUCGGAGGACCUGGACUCCAUGGUCAGUGACGAAGAGGGGCCUCCAUCCUGUUGGCGCUUGCGUGCUGCGAGGUGGUUCCGCAUGCGCGGUGGGGUCGAGCGAAGCGCACGCUGAGGAGAGUCGGCGGCUGCUACGGGUGCAUCAAGUCUGGUCUCUCCGAUUGAAGAGCGUGGCGCCGGACACCAGUGCGGGAUUCACACACAUACCUCAGAUUGCAGAAUGCCGGGUCUAAGUUGUAGAUUUUAUCAGCACAAAUUUCCUGAGGUGGAUGACGUAGUGAUGGUGAAUGUAAGGUCCAUUGCUGAAAUGGGAGCUUAUGUCAGCUUGCUGGAAUACAACAACAUCGAAGGCAUGAUUCUUCUGAGUGAGUUGUCCAGAAGGCGUAUCCGUUCUAUAAACAAACUCAUCCGAAUUGGCAGGAAUGAAUGUGUGGUUGUUAUCAGAGUGGACAAAGAAAAAGGAUAUAUUGAUUUGUCAAAAAGAAGAGUUUCUCCAGAGGAAGCAAUCAAAUGUGAAGAUAAAUUUACCAAAUCCAAAACUGUUUACAGCAUUCUUCGUCAUGUUGCUGAGGUCUUAGAAUAUACCAAGGACGAGCAGCUGGAAAGCCUGUUCCAGAGGACCGCUUGGGUCUUUGAUGACAAGUACAAGAGACCCGGAUACGGUGCCUAUGAUGCAUUUAAGCACGCAGUCUCAGACCCAUCUAUUUUGGAUGGCUUAGAUUUGAAUGAAGAUGAACGGGAAGUACUCAUUAACAAUAUUAAUAGGCGCUUGACUCCACAGGCUGUCAAAAUUCGAGCAGAUAUUGAAGUGGCUUGUUAUGGUUAUGAAGGCAUCGAUGCUGUAAAAGAAGCCCUGAGAGCAGGUUUGAAUUGUUCUACAGAAACCAUGCCCAUCAAGAUUAAUCUAAUAGCUCCUCCUCGGUAUGUAAUGACUACAACCACCCUGGAGAGAACAGAAGGCCUCUCUGUCCUCAACCAAGCUAUGGCUGUUAUAAAAGAAAAGAUUGAGGAAAAGAGGGGCGUCUUCAAUGUUCAAAUGGAGCCCAAAGUGGUCACAGAUACAGAUGAGACUGAACUUGCAAGGCAGCUGGAGAGGCUGGAGAGAGAAAAUGCCGAAGUGGAUGGAGAUGACGAUGCGGAAGAAAUGGAAGCCAAAGCCGAAGAUUAACUUUGUGGGCAACAGAGUCCAGUUUAAGGAACACAAAGCAGCCUUCCUGGCUGUUAACCCUAGACUUGAAAGUUUUCCAGUAUUGAAAACUUCAAAGCUGAAUAUUUUUUAUUUCGAAGUAUUUAAAUGUUCCAACAGACCAAAAUGUGAAAUGCCCUCCUAAAUGUCAGCUGUUUUCACACAGUAGCUCUGACACCUUGAGCAUUUUUUAAGGGAGUGGCCUGAUUUCACUAGAGACAAAUCUUUAAGAACAGUCAUAAAAUGGGGCGUGUGAUUUCCAUUUCUGAUGUCUCCAGAUUGGCACCCCUUUGUAGUUCAGUGCCUCCAUGAGAUUUACCAGGGGCACCCAAAGCAAAUAGUCCUAACCUUUCUAUAUAAAAUGUAUCAAGCAAACAUUAAAUAAAUUUCUGGGAUAUUUAA